CGAUCAUUACUAUCAUUGUUAAGCAAAAUAUUUUUCCAGGUUAUUGUCUCAUCAACGGUGACGGAUUCUUCAAUUUUUUUACCGGACAGAGAUAUGGAUGAGGGAACAAGUAGUGUUGAUCGAAUCUCGGAAUUACCAGUCUUCAUUCUUCACCAGAUACUGUCAUCUCUUUCAACGAAAGAGGCUGCUCAAACCGUCCUUUUGUCGAAGAGAUGGCAAUAUGUUUGGGAAACGUUUCCCAUCCUAGAUUGUAAUGAAUGGUUUUUUGGAAAAGAGUUGUAUAUGCUUAACCCAAAGGAGCUUGGGUUGCCUAAAGAUGAGCGGCGUAAGAUUUUCAAUCAAAGAGUGAAGUUCAUGAGUUAUGUUGAUGAGAAAUUGCACCGGUUUGUUGUCGAAAAUCUUUGUGUGCAGAAGUUUAUUCUUCACAUAACCCUUGUAAGUAACAAUUUGGCCUCUCAUGUUGAUGAUUGGAUCGAAAUGAUUACUAAUUUGUUUGUUCGGGAACUUGAUUUGUAUCUUACUGUGAGUAGAGAACGGUUUUAUGUGUUGCCUAUGAAGGUCUUUGCAAUGGAGUCAUUAACCGUUCUAAAUUUACGAGGUUGUCUUAUAAGCACCCGUUUUGAUUGGAAUACGGUCAAGCUAUGUUCUCUCAUUGAACUGCAUCUUCGGGAUGUAUUUAUAGAUAAGAACACAAUACAAGAUAUUAUUUCCUCUAUUCCUUCAUUGGAGGUAUUUUCUUUGAAGAACUGUUUGGGUUUCGAGAAUGUUGAAAUCUGUGGUCAUGACAAGCUAAAGAAAAUGGUUUACUAUCCUCGUAGAGACCUUGAAACCAAGAAGUUUAGCAUUAAGGUAUCAACAUUAGAAGAACUCAACUUUGUCAAUUUAGAUAAAGAUAAGACGGAAUGUGAAAUAGCCGUCAGCCCUGCUUGUCGAAAUCUAAAACGUUUGUCUGUGUACGGCAUGUCUAUUGAUGCGCACUGGCUACCGGAUAUGAUCGCGUCAUUUCCUUUGCUCGAGCUUUUAUCUAUAGGCGGAUGUGUACUCCGAAGAGUUAUAAAACUUUCGAGUCCAGUGCUUAAGGAGAUACAUAUUAACAAUUGUAGAAAACUUAGGGAUGCAACAUUUGAUACGCCUAAUGUACAUUCAUUUGUAUAUGUUGGUAGGAGCAUGCCUCGUUUAUAUUUAAACAGUCAUGCUGGCAAUCGAGUAGCUGAACUCUCGGUUGAUCUUAAAAACAUGGACUGUUCCUGGUUCAUGAAGAUGAACAACUUCAUCAUAGAGAACAAAUUUAAAGACUUAACUUUGUGUAUGACUUCAAAAACAGGUAAAGAAAUACCCUUCAAUGCAGAGGACUUGAUAGGAAUGCUGCGUUCUCCUGCUGAACUUAACAAUCUGAAGCUGGGUACGUUUGCUGUGACGUUGGAUAACUAUGGAACUUUUUUAGAUGGCUUAUUGUGGAGUACACGUCCUGCGAUUCUAUCGUUAGAACUAAAUUAUUAUUCGCCCGAAUUUUUGAAGGGGUUAUUCAAAAGCUUGGUGAUUCGAGAACCGAAGUGUUGUUGCUCGCACACGAAUUCUAAAUGUUGGCGUUGCUUGCUAAAGGAUAUAAAAUUGAUUGACGUGAAAGGUUUCGAGAGCAAUACUCGACUCGACCAAAUUACACUUAACAAGUUGAUCAGUUUCUUGGAUGAUUGGGUGAUUGCAGCCCAACAGACGGUUAAAUCUUACAAAAUACUCACAGGGGAAACUCUGUCUUUUCAUUUUUCAUGGUCAUAAUUAGCAACAAUUUCAAUGUUGCUAAGUGCUAAUUAUGUAUAUAUCUUACUGAAUAGGAGUACUCUAACGGCCUGUUUAGUUAACGGCAAGGUAUGUACAUAAUUUCAAUUGAGUACUUUACUAUAAACUCAUUUGAGUGUCAAGAAGCCCUUUUCAUUGAGCUCCAAUGUAGCAAGCUAACAUUAAUAAUGGAGUAUAUCAAUUCUCUUGACUUUUUUGUC
Messenger RNA from Amaranthus tricolor (Joseph's coat), 1997 nucleotides. Its product is annotated as putative F-box/FBD/LRR-repeat protein At1g78760. The record is from RefSeq and is a predicted model, not a curated record. NCBI's taxonomy places the organism in Eukaryota, Viridiplantae, Streptophyta, Magnoliopsida, Caryophyllales, Amaranthaceae. Gene Ontology annotation, molecular function: protein binding. The coding region runs from base 94 to 1776 and encodes 560 amino acids. The transcript is spliced from 4 exons.